This is a messenger RNA of Paramisgurnus dabryanus, 2294 nucleotides long. The record is from RefSeq and is a predicted model, not a curated record. NCBI's taxonomy places the organism in Eukaryota, Metazoa, Chordata, Actinopteri, Cypriniformes, Cobitidae.
CCCCGUCCUUCAGCAGAAUCAGCGCGCGCGAUGACGCGUCAGCAUCAACCAAAGCAUCGCUAAUAUUUCCAAUGAAUUACACGUCCGAUAGCUGACGAGCCGCACGGAAACUUGAUUCAUCCUGGGAUCGCGGAUUCCAUAUAUCAGUGGAGACGGGGCGUGUUUGAGGUUUAUAGAUCCACUGGAAUAGCUGUUUUGCCGUCUUUUAGGACCAUGGCGAAAAACAACAGCCUCCAUUCAAACAGCAAUGGAGAGACUGACGACUCCCCAAACAUGUUGGUUUACAGAAAGAUGGAGGAUGUUAUUGCCAGGAUGCAGGAUGAAAAAAACGGCAUACCUAUUCGUACAGUGAAGAGUUUCCUGUCCAAGAUUCCCAGUGUCUUCUCUGGUUCAGACAUUGUCCAAUGGAUUCUGAAGAAUCUAGGUAUUGAAGAUCAAGUUGAGGCUCUUCAUCUGGGCACACUGAUGGCGGCUCACGGCUAUUUCUUUCCCAUCUCUGACCAUGUGCUCACACUUAAAGAUGACGGCACAUUCUACAGAUUCCAGACACCAUAUUUCUGGCCUUCAAACUGCUGGGAGCCUGAGAAUACUGACUACGCUGUGUACUUGUGCAAAAGAACAAUGCAGAACAAAGCUCGCCUGGAACUCGCUGAUUAUGAAGCUGAGAGUUUAGCACGGUUACAGCGGGCCUUUGCCAGGAAAUGGGAGUUUAUAUUUAUGCAAGCAGAGGCUCAGGCCAAAGUUGAUAAGAAAAGAGACAAAAUUGAAAGGAAAAUACUGGACAGUCAGGAAAGAGCUUUCUGGGAUGUGCACAGACCAGUGCCAGGAUGUGUGAAUACGACAGAAGUGGACAUAAAGAAAUCAUCCAGGAUGAAGAACCCUCACAAAACAAGAAAGUCUGUAUACGGCCUUCAGAAUGACAUUCGCAGCCACAGCCCGACGCACGUACCGGCCCCCGAGGCCAAGCAGCCAACCGAAGAAGAGCUUCAGGAACAGAUCAAGUUUUGGCAAUCACAGUUAGAUAAACAUCGAUUGAAAAUGUCCAAAGUUGCAGAGAGUUUGUUGAGCUAUACUGAGCAGUACUCAGACUAUGACCCCUUCUUGUGCACCCCUGACCCCGCCAACCCAUGGAUAUCAGAUGACACAACACUCUGGGAAAUGGAGGCCAGUAAGGAACCGGGUCAGACUAGAGUUAGACGCUGGGGCUUCGGUAUUGAUGAGGUCUUGAAAGAUCCCGUUGGUCGGGAGCAGUUCCUCAAAUUCCUGGAGUCCGAAUUCAGCUCAGAAAACCUCAGGUUCUGGCUGGCAGUGCAGGAGUUAAAGAGAAGGCCGAUUCGUGAGGUGCCAACGCGGGUGCAGGAGAUCUGGGAGGAGUUUUUGGCUCCUGGAGCUCCCAGCGCAAUCAACGUUGACUCGAAGAGUUACGAUAAAACCACGCAGAAUGUCAAAGACCCGGGACGGUAUGCUUUUGAGGAUGCACAGGAGCACAUCUAUAAGCUGAUGAAGAGUGAUUCUUACAGUCGUUUUAUUAGAUCCAGUGCCUACCAGGAGCUUCUGCAGGCUAAAAAAAAGUUUGGAGGCAUACUGGAUCGCAGAACCUCAUUUGAAAAGUUCACUCGUAAUGUGGGCAAAUCUCUGAUAUCCAAGAGGCUGCCUGCCGUCGUCCAAUCUUGCUGAGCCUCAAACAAUCCACCGAGGAUGAGGACACUAUCAUCUUCAUCUCUGUCGUCUGAUUGGUCCGGACCCCAGACAUACCCUGGAAAAUGGACCGAAUCACAUGCAUGUCCAAGGGACUGAAUUUUUACAUCAGUUUCUACGUACUACUUGCUAGUUUUAGUCUUUCAGACAGUUAGACAUUAUGGACUUGUAAUAUUUGAGAAAUGCAGCAAUGUCUUUCAAAGGAGGACUGAGGUCUUCUCUACUGUCUGUCAGAACUGUCUCCAACUUUAGACUGAUCAAAUGAUGUCAAGAUCCGAGCAUUUCAAGUCAUGUAAAAUUCACAAUUAAAUAAAACCGCGUAGGCACAGUGUAAAAUCGAGAAGCUUUAGACAGAGAUGAUCUCUUCCUACUCUUCUUUCAUCUCUUUUGCGUUGAUUUUAUUGCACUAUGAUGGAUUUAGCACACGUUUGCUUAUCGCACCUGUAAAGUCGCAUGGGAUAUAUCUGAACGCGACUGGCCCGAGUCUCUCAUCGGUUCUUCUUCGUCGGCUCCUUUUGUUUAUUUUUUAUAUCAUAUGUAAACACACUUUUACUUGAAAAUAUAUUAAAGUCAGUCCUUUAUCUUAAAGUCAACAA